Arachis ipaensis is the source of this 1999-nucleotide messenger RNA. RefSeq names its product L-ascorbate oxidase homolog. The record is from RefSeq and is a predicted model, not a curated record. NCBI's taxonomy places the organism in Eukaryota, Viridiplantae, Streptophyta, Magnoliopsida, Fabales, Fabaceae. Gene Ontology annotation, molecular function: oxidoreductase activity; copper ion binding.
ACUUCAUCCUCAAUUCAACACCUUAGUUCUCCAUCUCAAUUUGUUUCUCUCCAAGGCGAAGCUAGAGUUUUGUGUUUCAUCAUACAAGAGAUGAAGAUCUCUUUGGCUCUAGCUUUUCUUGGAAUUUUGGGUGCUCUCUCUGUUGUAGCAGAAGAUCGCUAUCAAUUUUUCACAUGGGAAGUUACUUAUGGAACAAUUUACCCUCUUGGGGUUCCUCAACAGGGCAUUCUUAUCAAUGGCCAAUUUCCAGGCCCUACAAUUGAUGGCAUCACUAAUGACAACAUCGUUGUUAAUGUCAUUAACAAGCUUGACGAGAAAUUCCUCAUCACAUGGAAUGGUAUAAAGCAGAGAAGGACAUCAUGGGAAGAUGGAGUAUUGGGAACAAACUGCCCAAUCCCUCCUAAGAGCAAUUGGACAUACAAGUUCCAACUGAAAGAUCAAAUUGGAACAUACACAUACUUCCCAUCAACCAAGCUCCAUAAAGCUGCUGGAGGUUUUGGGGCACUUAACAUUGCCCAAAGAUCUGUUAUUUCCAUUCCCUACCCUGCUCCUGAUGCUGAAUUCACCCUUCUUGUUGGUGAUUGGUACAAGACCAACCACAAGGUACUAAGGAGACUAUUGGACUUUGGUAAGAAACUUCCUUCUCCUGAUGCUCUUCUCAUCAAUGGGCAAAGAGAUUCUGCUGUCUUUACUGGUCAAGCAGGGAAGACUUACAAAUUCAGAGUGUCCAAUGUUGGGUUAACAACAUCAAUCAACUUCAGGAUUCAAGGCCACACAUUGAAACUGAUUGAAGUUGAAGGUGCUCACACAUUACAGGACACAUAUGAGUCCCUUGAUAUUCAUGUGGGUCAAUCAGUGGCGGUUUUGGUCACACUUAACCAACCUGUGAAUGGCUACACCAUUGUUGCUACUAGCCGCUUCACUCCCAUUGUUCUCACCACCACAGCCACUCUUCAAUAUGCUGGCUCCACUUCUAAGGCCCCUGGUCCAUUGCCCAUUGCCCCAACUACAGAUGUAGAUUGGUCCAUGAAACAAGCCAACUCCAUCAGGUUGAAUUUGACAGCAAACGCAGCAAGGCCAAAUCCUCAAGGAUCAUUUCACUAUGGAACCAUCCCUAUCACAAGGACAAUCAUAUUGGCAAAUUCUGAAGCAAACAUCCAUGGCAAGCUACGAUAUGCAGUGAAUAGAAUCUCCCACAUUAAUCCACUCACGGCAUUGAAGCUUGCUGAUUGGUUCAACAUUCCAGGAGUGUUCAACCUCAACACUAUCAGUGACGUUCCUCCUCCUGCAGGUACCCCUGCCAAAUUAGGAACCUCUGUGGUAGGACUUACCCUUCAUGACUUCGUAGAAAUCAUCUUCCAGAACAAUGAAGACACAAUCCAGUCAUGGCACAUGGAUGGAUCUAGCUUCUAUGCUGUUGGAUAUGAAAAUGGCGUAUGGACACCUGCCAGCAGAAACACUUACAACUUGGCUGAUGCGGUUCCAAGAUACACUGUUCAGGUGUAUCCAAAAUCAUGGACGGCCAUAUUGGUAUCUUUGGACAAUAAGGGGAUGUGGAAUUUGAGAUCUGCAAUUUGGCCAAGGCAAUAUUUGGGACAAGAAUUGUAUCUCAGGGUCUGGAACAACGAGAAGAGUCUAUACACUGAAGCUAACAUCCCUGACAAUGCACUGUUAUGUGGCAUGGCCAAACACCUGCACUAAUCAUAUUAAUUAGUCUAUGUAGACUUUUAAGAGAUGAGGUUUUAAUUUCAUUAUUAUUAUUAUUAUAUUAUAUUGGUUUAAGUUGUAAGUUGCAACUCUGAUUUUUAUCUUCUUUAAUUUCAUUCUUAUCAUUAAUUUGUUUAGAAACUUCAGUUACGAGAGUGUGACUGUCAAACAAUGAAAAAAAAAGUAGAUCGGGUUUCAAUAUUGAGGCCCAUUUAGGAGCAGUGGUGCCAGUGCAAUUUGAUGUUGUGUUAGAUUAUUUCUUGUAAUCAUAAUAAAGUUUUUUUUUCCAAUA